Molecule: messenger RNA, 892 nt
Organism: Lycium barbarum (goji berry)
Lineage: Eukaryota; Viridiplantae; Streptophyta; Magnoliopsida; Solanales; Solanaceae
Product: large ribosomal subunit protein eL6-like
Exons: 3
Coding region: 41-730 (229 amino acids)
Biological process (GO): ribosomal large subunit assembly; cytoplasmic translation
Cellular component (GO): ribosome; cytosolic large ribosomal subunit
Molecular function (GO): RNA binding; structural constituent of ribosome
Source: RefSeq, a predicted model, not a curated record
AUCCUAAGUCUCUCUUUCUCUAACAGAGCUUUCAACAACAAUGGCGGCCAAAAAAACAACACGAAACCCAGAUCUAAUUCGUGGUGUUGGUAAAUACUCACGUACCAAAAUGUACCACAAAAAAGGUUUAUGGGCUAUCAAGAAAAAAAAUGGUGGUAAAUUCCCUACACACCAAAAAAAACCAAUCACAGCUCCAACAACUGAAAAACCACCAAAAUUUUACCCAGCUGAUGACGUGGCAAAACCCCUUGUUAACAAACACAAACCAAAACCCACAAAACUAAGAGCAAGUAUUACUCCAGGUACCGUGUUGAUUAUCCUUGCUGGUAGAUUUAAGGGAAAGAGAGUGGUAUUUUUGAAACAGCUUCAAUCUGGGUUGCUUCUUGUUACUGGGCCUUUUAAGCUUAAUGGUGUUCCAUUAAGACGUGUUAAUCAAGCUUAUGUUAUUGCUACUUCGACGAAAGUUGAUGUUAGUGGAGUAAAUGCUGAGAAGAUUGAUGAUAAGUAUUUUGCUAAACAAGCUGAGAAGAAGCAGAAGAAGGGUGAAGGCGAGUUCUUUGAAGAGAAAAAAGAGGAGAAGAAUGUGCUUCCACAGGAAAAGAAAGAUGAUCAGAAAGCUGUAGAUGCAGCAUUGAUCAAGGCCAUUGAGGGUGUUCCCGAGUUGAAGGAGUAUUUGUCCGCAAGGUUCUCACUCAAGUCAGGCAUGAAACCACAUGAGCUAGUUUUUUAGGCAAACAAAUUCUAUAGUACUCUUUCUAAAUCAUUCUCUUUUGAUCCUUUUAUACGUUUGCAGCCUGUUCUGUUUGAAAGAGUUUAAUGGUUCUUGCUAAAUACUUUUUUGAUGAGAAUCAUCUUAUAUUCGAAUAUGCAAUGAGAUUUUCCUCUGUGAGAA